ACCGCUACCACAUUGGCGCGCUUUACGGAUGAGUUUUCUUGUUGGGUUUCCGUCUUGCUUAUCUUUCUAAGUGCGCUCACAUGUGGAUCUAUCCUUCCGGGGUUGAGGGAAAUUUCCAUACAUCAUUGUAUGGCGUACGGCGCCAGAAUAUCGGGAAGUGUAAUACAUGCGCCAGUUAACACUGCCAGUUCGAUGAACAACUAGUCAAAACGAUCAAAUUCCUUUUGCUUCCCUUCCACGGCUUCUGUGUCUAAACCACAAACCUGCCGUUUUCCCUUUGGUGCUCGUGCGGUUCGCUAGGAAUUUUCAAGCGAUCCAACUGUGCAUCACAGUCGAAAAAUUCCACAACCACCUCCGACGGCAAAACAGAGUCUGUGAUGCAUCACCAACACCAUUUGGAAGGGGAUUCCAGCGCUCAUCACUCAUCGCAGCCUACGGAGUCUUCCUCGGACCAUGACCAAUCACUGCUACGAACCACUCUCCGUUCUAUUCAUCUUCACCCACUUGUCAGUGCAACCGAGCCGCUUGAUCAUUUUUUCGAUAAAAUUGAAGCUGUGCUCUUGAAGUAUCCUCGGGAUCCUGGUCGGACGUACGGCAAGCCGGUGCACAUGCGUCCCAAGCCAAUCCACUUGUCUCGCUCCGAGUGUCUACGGGUUUGGCAGCAGUACUUUGCCAUACGAAACACACCUGUUCCAGAUGCGACUCGACACUCGCUGACACUGCACACUUUCAAUCAUUGGCCCCACUCGGAUGCCCAACUGCUCGCCUACCUGCGCUUGAUGUUCAUAGAUUUGGAUUUACCAACGAAGUGCAACUUCCCCCUUGAGGUACUGGACGCUUGGCUCCUCGCAUUGUAUCGACGCUAUAACAACGUGCCGUUUCACAAUUUCAAGCAUGCUUUUGCAGUCACUCAAAUGAUGUACAGCAUCAUAAAACAGGCAGAAUUACCGUCAUUCUUCAGCGCACAUGAGCUACUAGCCUUGCUUUUCUCCGCUGUCUCUCAUGAUCUCGAUCAUCCUGGCUUCACGAACUCUUAUCAGGUUAAUGUUGGUUCUUGGUUAGCCCUCCGAUACAACGACAAUUCACCGCUGGAAAAUCAUCACUGUGCCGUGGCCUUUGAUCUCAUCUCUUGUCCCUACACUAACAUUCUUUGCGGCUUGGAUCCGUCCGAGUUGCGGUGGUUUCGAAAGGCAGUAAUCAGGUGCAUCCUCUCCACCGAUAUGAGCUGUCACGCCGACUGCAUGGAACAUUUCCGUCAGAUGCUCCGCGGGCAGAAAGCGAGAGGAGCAUCAGCUUCCCCGUGCUUACAAGCAGGAGUGCUCGACUCCGGCUUCGACUGGGACGGCAGUGCUCUACGCCAACGCCUGAACUCGGAUCCAGAGGCACGCAUAACUGUGAUGUUUAUCUUGCUAAAAGUCUGUGACCUGUCAAACGAAGUGCGACCCCCAGCUGUUGCAGAUCCCUGGCUAGAUUGCCUGUUGGACGAAUUCUUUUAUCAAGCUCGCGCUGAACGACGGUUGGGCCUUCCUGUCGCUCCGAAUAUGGAUCCAGACAAGAUCACUCGAUGCGACAGCCAGAUAGCAUUUCUCACCGACUGGCUCCUUCCCCUUUUGGACGAUGUUGUUGCAGUCUUCCCGAAACUUAAACCUCUACUGGUCGGUGCGCAAGCGAGGGUUCAAUACUUCCAGUCGCCCUCAACGCAAUCAUCACAGCAGACUGAUCUGAUCGCCACCUGUCCUUCUGCUCAUGAACACCUGCCUCCGCCGAUGAGCAACCCAGCCCCCUCAACAUCGGAUCACAUAUUUCAAUGUGUUGCCCCUUUGGCCCACCUGAAAGAUGGCCGCCCACAGCCCCAUGGAUCUACCUCUGGGCUCUCGGCUGCUCUUGAACCUGUGGCCACCACAUCGUCUGGCACUCGUGUGUCAGUUGUUGGCGCUUGCAUUCCCCAACCGGAUGAAACUACUCCCAAGUUCACGAGUGCUUCCCUCCUCUCCAGCACAUUGUCCGAAGACGCUUCCAUACCCCUACCUCCAAAGGACUUAUCCGGCAACAAACAAUCCAGACGACAUUCCAGCCAGCCAGCUUUUAUCGGCACCCCAAACAAUACUGCGACACUUUUGUGCACCGGGUUUAGCGGUCCAGAAUGUGACUUCGCCCCAAAUCCAGACAUGCUUGCCGAGGACGCUCCGUCCAGGAAAUCUAGCACUGGCUCUAUGGUUUUAGCAAGCAGCUAACUUAUAUGAAUCCGUGUAUAUAGCAAGACCUGUACGUGUCACUUUCUGAAAUAGCCGUGGGCGAACUGUGCUCCCUCCGAAUUUGUUCACACAGCCACCCACAAGGUAGCGCUCUCUUUAACACUCAGGAUCAGUGAUGAGGACAUGUGUUGUCUCGUCCGCAUCACAACGCGCCCCGCACCAGCUCCAGUAAAUUCCCGAGGUGCGCACCCUUCCCCCCCUUGUGACCGCUGCUAUUCGUCGCCUCGUCUCCCGACCUCCGCCUGUUGUUCCUUGUCACUGCGGGCGCGCACACGCACAAGCCAAACCAUGUUGCAGCAGCAAUCUUGGUCGCUUAUUGUUUUCUGUCGCUUUUGGUUACUCAUAUUGCUCACGCUCGCUCUUUUGUUUGUGUGCGUGUACAUGUCAACCAUGCUUUGUUCAUUGCUUAAAGCGGACAGCAGUCCAGUAGGUCAGUCAGCCCGCAGCAGCCAUAUUUGGUUUGCACGUGGGAUGCGCGCAACACCAUUCGGUACUAUCGCCACCAUCAGCAGCAGCAGCGGCAGCAACAACAUGACUGUGCCAAUAGUUUUUUAUUUAUUAAUAUCUCUUUGUCUUUUGUCUAAUUUCGGUCACUACGUGUUGAUAAACAUCGAUCAUAUAGCCCGAUUUGUUUCGUUAGUGGGAUGCCAUGCGCUGCGAUGAAGCAAACUGAUUUGCCGGAAGGGACGGAUAAGUGGGAAGAAGGCCACAACAGUCAGUUAAGAGAGUGUAAAAUGCUGAAGUUCCGGGCGUAAAAGUUUGAAUCCGGAUACGGAAUGUGAAAACCGUCGAAUUCUUGACUGUCCCUAUCGGCACCUCCAUUCGUGGAACUGAUUGAUGCACAGACUUCUACCUAGCUAGAUGGAGUACUCUAGUGUGAUCCGCUGCGUCGAACACUUGAGGCUUUUGUACUAUUCCACCAUCAGCCCACCCGUCGGAUCAUUCAUGCGUCUGAAAUUACCAUUGGCGUUCAACCCAUGCCGGGAUAGAUGACAAGAUGGUAUACCCUAAGCUGUUGAUCUUGCUGGACUUGGUAGUUCAAUUCUGGUCAAAGGUCGAGAAUGAUACCAAAGGAUAUUUUAACAAUUACCAGCUAAUAGAACUUAACUCACCUAUACGACCGUCCCUUUCGGUAUUGCCACUAUAAAGUAGGCUCCGACUAUAAGCUUUCUCGGCCCAUGGUAACCAGAUUUCUCUCGUCGCAAUGUAAGGUUGUACACUCUACGUCCGACUCAUAAGCUGCUGCCUCGCCAUUUUCGUGGACCGUUGAAGCGCUAUUGAACCAUACAGAACUAAUGAACGGGCACGUUCCAAGCUCAUUGGUACAGGGAUGAACAGUCCGAGUCCCCCGUGAGGUUUUUCCCUGAUAGUGAGAAAUGGUUGUUUGGCAGUUCAGCAUAACCCAGUGUUUCACGAGGGUGACACACACAUACCGUAGAAUGCAACGCUUUGUUCCAGUUGAUGCAGUAAACCUAUAAUGGCUUGACCCGACCCCAAGAUACCCAUAUCACUUUUGUACUCGGCUUGUCAGUUUGCCACCAAAGUAAGGAAUCCAGAAAUCGAUCAUUUGUAACUAUGUUGUUCGAAAGUUACGAAAAACAAAAUGGCCGGCUUGUCGUUCCUGAGGAAUCCUGCCUGUCACGAUGAUCUGACGGUUGAGCCUUGCAGAUUAUUAUGCCUUCCAAGGAUUGUGAUACAUACCUUCUGUUAGGAGGAUGCGCACUAGUCAUUUACAUAUUUUGUGAGAGCGCUUACUUGAAUCGGCUGAGAGUUUAGCAGUCAGACUAUACGAGCCACAAUUGUGUGUCCAGAAAAGAUUCACUCUCACGCUGUGCUUGAAUUGGCCCAGCGAACUGCUCCGUCCGAACCAAGGAAUUGUGCACGUAUUACAACUGUGUCCUAGUGGAUAUUGGUUGACAGUGACCAGUGACUGUAAACUGAGGAUUUUACCGGUCCUUGUGCUGUGUCAGUUUUUUGUACUUUUUGCAUACAGUUGUACAAGCUUGAAGAGGAAUUAUUGAAAACACAUGUUCGCUUGAUAACAUCGAGUUGUUACCAUUAUUAGUUACCGGCUUUCGUUCACUAUAGUUUGUUUAUUGACAUUUGUUUAAAUGCAUCAUUUCGGAAAUGUGGUUGGCAAUCAUACGUCGUUCGUAAUGGAUGUCAUCUCUGGAUCCCACUUCCGCUAAUACGGUUUCCUCGGACAUACGCGAUUGGUCCUUGCUUCUACCACUUCUCUUUCGCUUGUGCAAUUCAAUGUCUCCUAUGUUGUUGCUUGGCUCCAUCGUGUUUUAGUAGCUGUGCUUCCUUUGCUACUUUACCCUAUUUAAGUGAAGCAGAUUUCUCACAUAUACAACUCUGUCCUGCCUCG
Messenger RNA from Dicrocoelium dendriticum, 4626 nucleotides. The record is from the annotation of a GenBank genome assembly. Lineage: Eukaryota; Metazoa; Platyhelminthes; Trematoda; Plagiorchiida; Dicrocoeliidae.